Molecule: messenger RNA, 885 nt
Organism: Morchella sextelata
Lineage: Eukaryota; Fungi; Ascomycota; Pezizomycetes; Pezizales; Morchellaceae
Exons: 2
Coding region: 1-885 (294 amino acids)
Source: RefSeq, a predicted model, not a curated record
AUGGCCCCAUUCAAAAUGCAGUGCGAUUGUUCUAUGUUUGGGGGUACCGUUCAUGAAGUUGUGUCCAGGAGGUCUUGGAGACGUCAUAUGGCUCUCAAAGCGUCGGAUGUCUUUCAUGCUACACGCGAAGCUACUCAAAGACAUGCCCAAAGGCGCUCCCCCAGUCCUGAACUACGUCGCUCAGAUACCCCCGAUUUACACCUGCCUGAUCCCGAACUUCGCUCUCCCAGUCUUGAACUACGGUCUUCCAGCCCCGAUCCUUCGCCUCGAUCAAGUUCAGAGACACCCCCGAAUCAAGAUUAUGUAUCACCGGUGGCUUCGCCCCGAGCUCAGGUGCACGUGUCGCCUCUUACUGAAAAUCAUUCAUUGUCAGAGACUGGCAGUGGCAUCGUACAUUUGCUUGUACCAAAUUCACAUGCUCCAUAUUCACAAUCUGAAUCAGAUGUAUCUGAGAAUAAUGAGCUUAAUGGGGUUGACCUACAAAUGGUUGAUACUAUUGAUUCUAUUGACUCUGGUUCUGAUGAAAGCGAUUCAUUGGAACCUCUUGACUUUGAGGAAGCUGAUGCUACAUCUGGCUCGGACUCUGAUAACUCUGACAUAGGUCAAAUCUGGCGAGGCUUUGUGGAUCUUGGGUCAGUAGAUGAUCCAGAUAUCCAAUAUCUAUCAACAGACGAUGAAAGUGACGACGGUUUAUUGUCAUCUAAUCCACAUGAUGACUUUGAUUAUAUUGAGCCAUUUGGUGAACCUUUGACCGAUCAGGAAAUGAUAUCGAUAGCGCUGGACGAUAUUUCCCUAAAACACAAAAUAUCUAGGGAGGCGUCACGAGACACUCGCGAGCUAUUCUCGAGUGUUAACACCAAAUUGAUUGACUAUCGAACCAUUUGA